Molecule: messenger RNA, 840 nt
Organism: Podarcis muralis (Common wall lizard)
Lineage: Eukaryota; Metazoa; Chordata; Lepidosauria; Squamata; Lacertidae
Source: RefSeq, a predicted model, not a curated record
AUGGCCAUUUCCACGCCUCCCCUGAUCCCAUCUGAUUUUGCCGCCGCUUACAGUUCAGUCGGGCGGAGGGCGAGGGGCGAGGCCGGGCUGCUGGUGGAGGGGCCGCUACCUGGAGCAGCCCCAUUGAAAAAGGAGCGGGGGCGUAGAACGUUGCCAGCGCCAGGGUUCCACGGGAAGAACGCUGGCGGCCGUCGCGUUCCAUCCCGUGGAACGUUGGCGGCCGCGGGGUUCCAUCCCGUGGAAUGCUGGCGGCCGUCGCGUUCCAUCCCGUGGAACGUUGGCGGCCGCGGGGUUCCAUCCCGUGGAACGUUGGCGGCCGCCGUGUUCCAUCCGUGGAACGUUGCCUCCGCUGCCCCCGGGAUUUGCCCGUGCAGGGAACCGGAGGAGGAGAAGGAGGAGGCCUCGCUUUGCAACAUCUGUCUGCUUCUGCUGCUCCCGGCUUUGAAGAUGGAACAGUUGUUUGAAUCCGACGCGGUGUUCAAUGAGCUAUGGACUUGCAUGCAGUCCAGCAAAGAUUUUGAGGAGGAACUUCAUAAGGACCUGACCCUGGAGACCUUUGACCUUCCUUUCUCAGAGGAGGGCAGUGCCCCCCAGGCCGGCGAGCACAGCAGCGAGGCCACAAUCCUCCCCUCCACCUCCGCCGUCCCUUCCACUGAAAACUACCCUGGCGAGCACGGGUUCGAGUUGGCGUUUGAGCCGUCGGGGACCGCCAAAUCCGUCACCUGCACCGUACGGAGCUGGGCAGGGGGGUGGAAGUGGGGCAGGGGAAAUGAUCUAUUUAAAAAAAUAAUAUUAUUUUAAAAAGAAUAAUGGGUUGGGGUACAUUGAGGACCGGAUUUA